AUGUCACAGAUGCGGACGUUUGUUUUUGUGUCGAAUAUUCCUGACUUUUUCUUGGAACCGCUCUCCACCGCCAGCACAAAUGGGACAACCCGCACACGUGCGAAUCGUGACCCGCGGUACGAGCGACUGCGUGCUCUGCUGGCUGCUAACACCUCCGGCGUGAUGCUUGUUAUGCAUCUCGAGACCCGCGGCUAUGCACUCGCCCUGUACGCCUCGGAGCAGGAGGCUCUUGCGGCAUGCAAGACGACCAUCAUUCCAGAGCAGGCCGGCCACAAACACCCACCGCUGCUCCUUCGUAUACUUCGCCGUGAGCGACCGCUGCCGUCGGAGGCGGUGUACACGCCAACCCUCACAGUGGAGGGCGACGUUGUGCAGAAGGCGGAGCUGGCAGAUACGCGUGGUCUUGAGUUGGUGUACCGCGGUCGUGCUGUUGCCAAGUGGUGCCCGCACACAGUUGCGCAGGAAGAUUGCCCUUUUGGCACCGCCUGCUACCGCAUCCACAGAUGUGUGUACCAAAAGACGGUUCUUAAGCGGCCACGGGUGGAGGAGUUCGCCGCACUGAGUCAAAUGACGACGGAAGAGAGGGUGCUGGUGGACCGCGUCGUGUGCAGCACACGCUGCACUGAGGAGAGCGUCGUCCCACCAGAGAUGAGGAUUGACUUCUCGCUGCAUGUGCCCAUAACACGUGAUGAGGCUGAGGCUCUUGUGGAUGGCACGACUGGUGGUACGUCUCUACCCGCGACUGUGCUUGCGCGGGUGGAAGCUGCCCGCGGCGGACAUGCAGGGCCGUACUUUGUGAAGUUUGGCUUUCCCGGUGGGGCGCCGUGGGACUGGAGUUUGCACGACGAGGCGGAGGGUCUCUCGCAGCUCCGGCGGCGUCUCUCUUUUCCGGCCAAUGGUGCCCCUACACCUCUUGAGCGCGACAUCUUCUGCCAAGAGUUGCUGUAUCACGUGAAUCAAAUGAACCGCUUCGACACCCUUCCCGCCGCCCUUCGCGCCCUCGCACAGAGUCCAAGGGUGGGGGAGGCACUGCGGCAUCACCUGAAGAAUGCCGCGGGGCGUGAAUGCGAAGCCGAAGAGACGGGAAGAGGCGACAUAGGAACGCUGGAGCUGUGCAUACGUCCGUGGCUUUUCCUGCCUACCGCCGGUGUGGAGGUAGGUGUGCUCUUGGAGGGUGGGGGGGAGCAAGUGCGCGGGGUCGUGCAACGCCACAGUGCGCUGCGCCUCAUGACAUGCUUCUCGUUUUUGCAAAAACACGAGCUGAACUUUUCACGCUACGCCGUCCCUGGCAGCGGCCAAGACGUUGACGCGGAGACCUUUUUGGAGGCGGAGAUGCGGCGUGUGGAGACGGCUGUAAAACGUGGUGUUGAAGGGUUGAGGCAGCAUCUGCGGCAGCGAGUGUCUUUAGGGAAGCUUCCACCGCACGCUUCGUGGUGCUUCCAGCUUGCCGUGACCUCAGCAGCGACGCCCCCGUCAUUGAUGGCGGUCUGCGAGGACGCCGCUGCGAUGCGGUGUGUGGUGCUGUCAAUGAAGCCGUACUGGGAGGCGCUUGAGGAGUUCGCUGCGAUGCACCCCGCGGGGCGGCGGGGUGAGGCGGGGAGUAGCGGGGCCACAGAUGUGACAUGGAACACGAAGCGGCACACGUACGUCGCGCUUUUCCCCCGCGAGCUUAUGGAGCGGCUGAAGGCGUCGUAG
This is a messenger RNA of Trypanosoma rangeli, 1695 nucleotides long. RefSeq lists its product as uncharacterized. Bases 1 to 1695 code for a protein of 564 amino acids. Lineage: Eukaryota; Euglenozoa; Kinetoplastea; Trypanosomatida; Trypanosomatidae. Gene Ontology annotation, cellular component: nuclear cap binding complex. The record is from RefSeq and is a predicted model, not a curated record. The transcript has a single exon.